UUUUCCCGGCGUCACUGGUCAAAUUGAUGACCGCAAUAUGUCAGCGACGGAUCAGAUUCGGGCUUUACUGGAUGAGUAUAUGGGGACAACUAGAGAUGGUAAGUAAUUUUUUAAAAAGUACAACAUAGUAUGUAUUGUAAAAUGGCCCAUGACUUAUUGCCUCAGUAGAUAAGGUUUUGUUGAGCUUUCCACUCAAUUUGUCUCUUCAUUAUUUUUAAGGUGUUCAUGAAUGUGUUUGUGCGGUUGAAUGUCAAUUCAUGACAAGAACCAAGAAUAGAGUUUGAUAAUCCUCGCGUCUGUAAAAGCUAUCUACUGGAUUGCUGUCCAAAUGAAAUCUUAUCGGGAACGCGGAUGGACUUGGGGAACUGUCUGUUCAUACAUGACCCAGCACACAAGGCAGAUUAUCGCAAGGAACCGGAUACGAAGAAGUUUCAGUAUGAACUUGACGCGCUAGAACAUUUGGAGGCCUUUAUUCGAGAUUGUGACCAACGCACUGAAGUAGCAAAGGCAAAAUUACGUGAGACUCAGGAGGAACUGACAGAUGAAGCCUCUCAAAAAGCUGAACACAUAAACCAGUUGAGCGAGCAGAUAGGAACAAAACUAGCUAAGGCUGAGCAGCUUGGAGCAGACGGUCACGUUGAAGAAUCUUUGAAACUUAUGAAAGAGGUUGAAGAGUUGAAUCUUGAGAAGGCUAAAAGUGAGGCUGAUCUGCGUACUGCCAUACCCACAAGUACAUAUCAACAACAGAAACUCCGAGUAUGCGAAGUUUGUUCCGCCUACCUUGGUGUGCAUGAUAAUGACCGUCGCCUAGCUGAUCAUUUUGGUGGAAAACUGCACUUGGGCUUUAUAGAAAUAAGAAAAAAAUUAGAUGAGUUAAGACAGUACGUCAGCGAAAACCAUAUAGUACGCCGUCGCAGAUUUGAAGGCUACAACCGCUCAUUAUUCGUAACAGUGGAAGAAAGACGUGACAAGGAACGUGAUCGCGAGCGCGAACGGGAAGUUGAGCGGAAUGAACGUCGUCAGAAAUCCCGAAGUCGUAGUCGGUCACGAAGUCGUUCGCGCAGUCGAAGGCAUAGUCGACAUCGUAAUGGCAAACAUUCCCAUAAAAGUAAGAAGCACCACCACCGCUCGUCAAAGCGAAAAAGUGAAGACCGUCAUUAAAACAUUAACCCUUGUAUAAUAUUGACUUUGAUUAUUAACCUGUAUUUAUUCCUUGUUCUUUAAAGAAUCGUUUCAGUAAAAACAUUACUG
Molecule: messenger RNA, 1251 nt
Organism: Trichobilharzia szidati
Lineage: Eukaryota; Metazoa; Platyhelminthes; Trematoda; Strigeidida; Schistosomatidae
Source: the annotation of a GenBank genome assembly